Messenger RNA from Drosophila miranda, 1424 nucleotides. It is a transcript of the gene HDAC3, whose product is annotated as histone deacetylase 3. The record is from RefSeq and is a predicted model, not a curated record. The coding region runs from base 24 to 1334 and encodes 436 amino acids. The transcript has 3 exons. Lineage: Eukaryota; Metazoa; Arthropoda; Insecta; Diptera; Drosophilidae. Gene Ontology annotation, molecular function: histone deacetylase activity.
GCAGCACCUUCAGCAUCCAAGUGAUGACAGAUCGAAGGGUUUCCUACUUCUAUAACGCCGAUGUGGGUAACUUUCAUUAUGGCGCGGGGCACCCGAUGAAGCCGCAGCGGCUGGCAGUGACCCAUAGUCUGGUGAUGAACUAUGGCCUUGACAAGAAAAUGAAGAUAUACAGGCCAUACAAAGCCAGCGCCCAGGACAUGCUCAGGUUUCACAGUGACGAGUACAUAGCCUACCUACAGCAGGUGACCCCGCAGAACAUUCAAUGCAAUUCUGUGGCCUAUACCAAGUACCUGGCGCACUUUAGUGUGGGCGAAGAUUGCCCCGUCUUCGAUGGCCUCUUUGACUUUUGCGCCAUGUACACAGGCGCAUCGCUGGAGGGUGCCCAAAAACUGAAUCACAAUCAUAGCGACAUCUGCAUCAACUGGUCGGGCGGCCUGCACCAUGCCAAAAAGUUUGAGGCAUCGGGUUUCUGCUAUGUAAACGACAUCGUGAUUGGCAUUUUGGAGCUGCUGAAGUAUCAUCCGCGUGUGCUGUACAUCGACAUCGAUGUGCAUCAUGGGGAUGGGGUGCAGGAGGCCUUCUAUCUCACAGAUCGCGUGAUGACGGCUUCGUUUCACAAGUACGGAAAUUACUUCUUUCCGGGAACGGGCGAUAUGUAUGAGCUGGGGGCGGAGUCUGGUCGAUACUACAGCGUGAAUGUGCCACUCAAGGAGGGCAUUGACGAUCAGAGCUACUUCCAGGUCUUCAAACCCAUCAUCUCGGCCAUCAUGGACUUCUAUCGGCCCACGGCAAUCGUCCUGCAAUGCGGUGCAGAUUCACUGGCGGGGGAUCGGCUGGGCUGCUUCUCGUUGAGCACGCGGGGCCAUGGCGAGUGCGUGAAGUUUGUCAAGGAACUGAAUGUUCCCACCUUGGUGGUGGGCGGCGGCGGCUAUACGCUGCGCAACGUGGCCCGCUGCUGGACGCACGAGACCUCGCUGCUGGUGGAUCAGGACAUUGACAACGAUCUGCCCAUCACGGAGUACUACGAGUUCUUUGGGCCGGACUUUACCCUACAUCCAGAGAUUAACUCGCGGCAAGACAAUGCCAAUUCGAAACAGUAUUUGGAGAUGAUCGUGAAGCAUGUAUAUGAGAACCUGAAAAUGUGCCAGCACUCGCCUAGCGUACAGAUGGUGCAGACGCCGCCCGAUAUGGAUAUCGAGGAGCUGCGUAACAAGGAGGAGACGGAUCCCGACGUGAGGAUAUCUCAAACAGAUGAUGACAAAAGUGUGGAGGCGAAGAACGAGUUCUACGAUGGGGAUCAGGAUCAGGACAAGCCUGAUUCGGCGGAGAGUUGAAUUAACUUACUUAUGUGCUAGUCUAAGGAUGCGAAUAAGGUCAAGAACAACCACAGUAAUACACUGACUACAAGUAGAUUUUAAAAUCGA